UGUCAAGUCCACGUCAUUCAAUUCUUUGGCACUUCCUUUUCUUAUCAAUUCCACGAUGGAAAAGGCCCACGAAUUAGUCAUAUCCGUCAACAGAAAUCUGGGACGUGGUUGCAGGAAUCAGGAUGUGGUUUGACCUGAUCUAUCUUUACAACAACAAAUGCGUCAAUGUAGAAGAGGAAACGUAGGAGGAAUCUUGAUUUCUUUACUCCCAAAUGACUUAAUACAGCAUCGCUAUUAGGUAUGUGUCUCGGUUUCUUCAUUAAUUUAUGACAUCUUAUCAGCAAUCUGCUUGUGGUUGAGAUGGCAUGUAUCAUUUCAGCAACCACAAGCAGCUGAACAAGAAUACAGGAAGGGCUAUAAACAGAGCACUCAGGACAUUUGGUCCCAGAAACUUCGGUCAUAUCUCAAAGAGGGGAAGACUUCUUCAGUUUCUUCUUAUAACAAACAGUUACUACUUCAAGUUUAUGUCAUGUCUCCUGAGAAGCCAAUCAAAGUCCAAGCUAAACUUUUCAAGAUAAACCCUGAGGGUGGCUUCAAAUGUCUGAAGUACAAAGUAGAGUUUGGAUAUGUCUCGGUCAAUACUCAAUCUGCUCAUACCCCUCAGGUCAAAACUGGGACCAAAAGGUUCUUAAUGAACAAGUUGAUGCAAAAACACAAGCCCCAGCACGAUAGUUGGAGUACAGAUUACAACUCUACUAUCAUUUCUGCCGGGCCUCUUUGGCCCGCGAGGUCCUCGCCCGAAGAAAAUGUAUUGGAAUUGGUUCCCUCGAUCAAACUCUCUGUUGGCAAAGGUAAAGAGGUUGAUAUUGAGCCUUUAGCUGAUUUUCUUGAAGGCACCUCUAAAUCUGACCCAACGUCUUUGUUGCAUGUGUUCAACAUUAUUUCCUGGCAAAAGAUUCAUAAUAACGAUCGAUUCGGAAAAUUGGAGAACUGCUUCUACCCUGUUCAAGACGAGACCCUGAAUGCCGAACUGUAUCUUAUUCGGGGUGGAUUUUUCUCUUCUGUGCGUCCAGCCAAGGAUAAUCUCUUUCUCAACGUCAAUCCUGUCACCUCUGCAUUCUACAACCACCACUUGAACCUCGAAAUUGGAUCAAUAAAUGCUGGGUUACACGAUUACCAAAAACCAAUCCUGAGCGUUCUCAAAUUUUUGGAGCAAGCUCAAGGGAGUGAAGGUUACUCUAAGCCUCCUCCCAGAUAGCAAGCAAUUUACAGUGUGUGAUAUCAGCGACAACGAUAUCAUGGACCAGCCUCUUAGAAAAAACGGUGCAAAUGGAGGUGUCAGAAAUCACUUGAAAACAGGUAAGUUUAGCCUUGAUCUAAAAAAUGGAGUUGCUGAGUCGUUACAUAGAGUACCCUGACUACGAACCCAAGAAAUCGUAUUGUAUAAGCGUCGGAAAGUUCAAAGCCAUGGACGGCAACAAGAUCAAGGAUGAGAACGAUAUCUGGUACCCAUCCGACCAACUGAGAUUCGUCCCAUGGCAAGCGGUAAAGAAGACUAUUCGAAAUGAGCUUUCCCAAGACAUCUUGAAAUAUGCCACUUGUCCCCCAGUCAGAACCAUUCAAAAGAUCGAAGAAGGCAUGAAGGAAUUUAACAAUGACGGUUUCUACAAGGUAAUAUGAAUUUGAACACUCCAAAACAACUACAGAAGCUAAUCUCAUAACCAGAAUUUCGGAUUCGCGCUAGAGCGAUCUACGACGAAAUGUGACGCUUCAGUUCUGUUUCCUCCAAAACUGAAACUCUCACCGCAAGUACCAAAGCAGGUAAUCAACGGCAGCUGGAAUUUUGAUAACCAGACAAAGUUCUUCCAGGGACUUUCCGGCAAAACAACUGAUAUGGUCGUAGUAGUCGUCAAUCAAACUGACACUGCUAAGGUUGAAAAGCUCAAAGGUUUAACAGACAAAUUGUUUGAAACUUACAAAAUACACGCCUCGGGAAGUACGCUCAAGAGAAUCGCCUGUUUCACCAUUACAGUGCCCACCGACGGGAGAACUGACAGCUAUAGAGAGCUUUGCCAGGAGGCUUUUCAAUCUAAUAGAAAACCUAACAGUAUAAAUGAUUUGAUGAUCAUCUUUAUACUGCCGAAAAAGGACACCGAUAUCUACCCAGAGGUCAAACGCUGGGCUGAUUGCCAAGUUGGAAUACCUUCAAUUUGCGUGACGUCUGAAAAGCUCACGAAAUCCGAGAAUGAUUCCAAGAUUCGCUCAAACAUGUGUUUAAAACUACACCUCAAGCUAGGGAGAGUAACUCAUCAAAUUGUUCCCACAGGUGCUGGUAGUAGCCAUAUGCUUGGGGCAGAGCCAGGAACCAUGAUAAUGGGAGCAGAUGUGACACAUCCCGGCGCAAGAGUAGGGACCUGUCCGUCGAUGGCUGCCGUCGUGGCAACUGACGAUGAUGUGUCAAGCCAGUAUCUUGGGUCAGCACGAUUACAAAAAAGCAAGCAGGAGGUAAUUACAAUCUAGUAGGAAAAGAAAUGAACCAUAGCUGAUUAUUCUAGUCUAUUGAUGAUCUAGCUGGGAUGGUUGAAGAGCGUGUUAUUGCUUGGUUCAACAAGGCUGGCGAGGCAAAAUCAAGCCUAAGAUUGCCAGCUAAUAUCAUCUUCUAUCGAGAUGGGGUCAGUGAAAGCCAAUUUAAGACCGUUUUGGAUUCGGAAAAGAAGCAAAUCAUGGACGGGUGUCGAGCUGCAACCAAGGCCCUGCUUCAAGAUCAAGACGCUAAACUUACAACGAAGGAGCAGGCCUGGAGCCCCAAGUUGGCUCUACUGAUCUUCAUCAAGAGGCACCAUGUUCGCUUUUACCAUAAUGACAAAAGCGAUCUGGCAAAAGGCAACCUCCCAUGUGGAACCGCUGUCCACAAGACGGUGGUUCUUCCAAACUACCAAAACUUCUAUCUCCAGAGUCAUUCGAGCGAUUCAAAAACAACUGCGCGAAAUGCCCACUAUGUGAUUCUUCACAAUGAUACACAAUUGAAAUUGGACAGGCUUGGUGCCAUUGUAAGAUAUUCGACCACUCAUUCAUUCCCUACUAACGGCCAUAACACAGACCAACAACAUUUGUUACACUGGAGCCCGGGCUACCAAAGCACUCUCUGUCUGUACUCCUGCCAGAUACGCUGAUCACCUUUGCGAUCGACUCAGAUACUACAUGAAGCCUGUCAUCGAGGGGAAAGCUGAAUAUACCUGUACGUCAUCUGAUUAUCUUAAGGUUCGAGAGAAAGACGAGAGAGUUUGGAGGCCUAAAGGGGCAGAGACACAGCGGAAAAAUCCCUGGCACAAAAAGCUUGACAACUCUAUGUUCUAUCUCUAG
Messenger RNA from Hymenoscyphus albidus, 3303 nucleotides. The record is from the annotation of a GenBank genome assembly. Lineage: Eukaryota; Fungi; Ascomycota; Leotiomycetes; Helotiales; Helotiaceae.